Australozyma saopauloensis is the source of this 840-nucleotide messenger RNA. It is a transcript of the gene MMS21, whose product is annotated as SUMO ligase. Lineage: Eukaryota; Fungi; Ascomycota; Pichiomycetes; Serinales; Metschnikowiaceae. The record is from RefSeq and is a predicted model, not a curated record. Bases 1 to 840 code for a protein of 279 amino acids. The transcript has a single exon. Gene Ontology annotation, molecular function: zinc ion binding; SUMO ligase activity. Gene Ontology annotation, cellular component: nucleus; Smc5-Smc6 complex. Gene Ontology annotation, biological process: double-strand break repair via homologous recombination; protein sumoylation.
AUGGAAGAAGUGCCGCAAGAGACUCAGGUGAUCCCUGACUUUCAAGAGAAUGUGCUUUCAUACUUUCCGAUAUAUUCGAGUCUACGAGUGAACACCGAUUUCACACACACACAACUACAAAGAGACAUAGACGACAAAAUUUCAAAAACAAAACAGCUCAGUGAUGACUUCAUCAACGAGAUCGCAGACAUGAGCCCAAUCCCUCUGCUAGAAUUGUGCCGUGAGUUUCUUGAGAGCCAAACGGAAUCAUACACCAAACUCGUCGAGACCAAAUUUCGCCUUCAGACUCUACAAACAGCCUUGAGACACGCACACUCGUCUGUGGUCGAUACGCGACGUCUGGAGGAUGACUUGACGUUGGAGAAUUACAUCCAAUACUGUGAGCUGACGAAGGAGAAUUUCGCAGAUGCCAUUAUUGCGGACGUAGAAACAAAAAUUUAUAGCGAACAGGGCUGUAGUACUAUACUCAAAGCAGAUUCGUGGUACCAGUACAUUCGAAACUGCUACUUCGUUCUAGAGCAUCCAGAGGAUCCCUUGCCUGAUGACCAAGUAGACGAAGAAUUGGCAGUCGAGGGAGGCAAGAUCUCGCUCAAGGACCCAUUCUCACUCAACUAUUUCGUGGAGCCGUUGAUGGCGAUUUCGUGCAAACAUGUGUUUGAGAAGGAGCACAUCAUGGGCGAGUUUCGAGACUCGCCGCGGACCAAAUGCCCCAUCACUGGCUGUGUUGCAGAACUUACGAAGAAAGAUCUACGUCCAGAUCUCCUCAUGCAAUUACGUGUUCGUGUUCAUAAGGCCAGGGAGAAGAACAAAAGUCAAAGCAGGGCAACAAGAUUGCAAUAA